ACGAAGAUGGCGAAGGCGCCGUCGGCUUGUGCAGUUAGUGUGUAGUGAAUGAAAUCUUCAGCUGCAUUACCAUGGAUGGCGAUCACGCGGGCUACGUUAGCUUACCGACAACCGUGGACGUUGACCAUUCAGGUUACGUUACCUUGACGCCCCCUGUCAUGGAAGUUGGGGCAAAAUUUUCUUCGCUGGAAGACCUUAGCGCUGCACUCAGGCUGUACGAGGAGACUCACUUCACACAGUUUUGGAGGAGCUCUUCACGGACGAUCCUGGGUGCAAGGAAAAAAGGCUUGAAAAGGCCCAUCAAAGAAGAGCUGGUCUACUCAGAAAUAAUCUUCAGCUGUGCAAAUGGUGGCCGAAAGUACACAUCCAAAUCCACAGGGGCACGUCCUAACCAGAGGACAUUCAAGAUUGGCUGCACGGCGAGGAUAAAGGUAGUAGCUUCUGCAGAUGGCAACUUCCUGGAAGUAAAGCUUCUUGAUGAUGUCCAUAACCAUCCUGUCAGCGAGGCCUGUUUCCGGCAGCUACCAAAGCAACGACGACUGGCAGCUGAUGACCUACUUGAAGCAAAGAAGCUUCUCACGUUUGGGUCAGAUGAUGAAGCCAUUCAAAAUUUUCUCGUCAGCACAGGCAAGGUGGUGCUGCUGCGUGAUCUGCGAAAUGUGGGCUUCUGUGGCAGCUCUCAGUCAAAUCACCGGCAAGGCCAUGCGGAGGACUGUCAGCGUCAGGGUAAUGCCUUGGAUGCCUUGGUGCUUGAAGUCCAAGGUGAAGGUGGUGCUCUCGACGUUCUUGCCACAGAGGAAAAUGCAUUGGUGGGCGUAUUCUACCAAGACCGCUUUAUGCGUGAAGCCUACCAAAACUACCCGGAGGUUGUCUUUGUGGAUGUUGUAUACAAGACUCAGGGCAAAGGUCCAUUGUUAAUCCUGGCUGUGGAGGACUCCAAUGGGGAAACUGAGGUCGUGGGUUUGGCCUUGUGUGCUGCCUCUGACAAUAUCACCAUACGGCUGGUGUUAGAGCGCUUUGUGCUCCACGUGGGUGCUGAUGCAAUUGACCGGACACUGACACUCAUGACUGACCGAGAAAUGGUUGAGCGGGGAAUGCUUCGCGACAUGUUCCCCAAUGCUACCGAAGUCAUCUGCAUGUACCAGGUGCUCCGUGCCUUUAAGCGCCACAUGACGGCUGAGAAGAUGGCCUUAAGCCGGGAGGAGAAAGUCAAUGUGAUAGAGAUCCUGCAGCGCAUGUGCCAUGCUCGAGACGACGAAGCCUAUAACGAGCUUUUCCAGAGACUCGAGGAAGCUUGCUCAGCCAGUGUGCUGGCAUACUUUGUGGGCCGCUGGCAUGAGAUCCGGUCCCAGUGGGUGCAGGGGCUGCAUGAAGUUCCUACAUUAGGAAAUCGUACAAACAAGCGUCUUGAAUCAAUCAACCUGAAGGUGGCGCACAUUGUGAGCAAGCACGAAGUUCUGGACCAGCUAUUUCAUGCACUCAAAUGCUUCGCAACACGCCUGAGGAUUGAACGUGACCAGCGAGCCAUGCAAACUAUCCUCAAGAUCGCAGCACCACCCAACAUGACAGAGGACGAGCACAAGUACAUGGCUUUCCUUACACCAUAUGCCUUCAAGCGAGUGUCACAGCAGAUGCAAGCUGCUCAUGCCAUGGUGGAACCUGACGAGACCUAUGUGAGCACAAUCAGUUCAUGCAACUGCUGGGAUGCCACAUCCUACAUGCUGCCCUGCCGGCAUAUCUUUUUCGAGAGGCUUCGCACCGGCUUCCCUCUCUACUUUGAAGAAGGUGCUGCACAGCGCUGGACACGCGAGUACUACAAAAGUGCCUGCCGCCUUUUUGCAUCGGAGCCCAAGGCGCAGCAGCAGUGGAGUGCAGAUGAUAGUGGUGAGGAAGAGUCUGAAGACAGUCCCGCAGCUAAGAGUUCUCCUUUUGAGAAGCGGAAAGUCACAGAAACUGGGCUGCUUGUUCAGCAGCUGGCAGCAUGUAUGCUGCAGCUGCCUCCUGGCCACUAUGAGCGCGCAGUGGCACUUGUGAGAGACCUCAAAAGUGCCAUGGAGGAAGGCAAGGAAGUGUGCCUUGUGCGGAUAGAGUCUAACAUGGAAGUGCAGUGACAACACGGUAUGCGUUGUGCUUUUUGACUGCCAGCAGGCAUGACCGAGUCUUUGUAGGCUACACGGAAUGUGUGUGUGACGCACUUUGCAUUACAGUGGAACAUCACAGUUAUGGCUCCUUGGCUGUGCAGUUAUCAGUUCAAUCUGGCUUCCACAGGUGAAUUUUGUGGUGUGCACUGCCACUAUGGUGUAUGGGUAACUUGAGCUUAGUAGCAAGUGCAGCAAAGGGCACAUGCAUCUGGUGUUUGUUUCUGUCUUGUAGCAUAAUUAAUUUGGUUACUCAGUAAGACUUUUUUGUUACGUUGCAGCAAAACUUGCAUUGUGUAAUUAUGAAUGAGACACCAGUACAUCUGGCUUUUGCCAUUUUUAUUGGACAGAGGAAGUUGUUGCAGAUACUUUCCCCAAGACCUGGUCUGUUAGUCCAAAGCGCAGUUUUCUAUGCCAAGGAAUCUACAGGUUCUUGAAAUACAAGCUGCUGGUGUUUGUGUAAGAGUGCAAGUACCAUUGUCAGCAGCUCAGGCUCCACUGACAAGCUUUCAGUCAAAGAUCAUUGCGUUAAAGUCUGUAAGAUAGCAUAUCUGACCAAAACUUUCUGAAGGUGAUGUGGAAUAGACAGUGAGUGGACAAUGUGUUCAAUUUUGUGUAAAACAUAGUGUGUUUGAAGCUGUGUAUGAAUGCCUUUGACCAGUGUACAGCCUAAUACCUUUCCAAGUUGAUUUUAGUUGUGUAAUAGUUAAAGCAACGAGGCUUUUCCCAAAGGGUGUAAAUAUAAUUAACCUUUGAAAAA
Rhipicephalus sanguineus (brown dog tick) is the source of this 2898-nucleotide messenger RNA. RefSeq lists its product as uncharacterized. The record is from RefSeq and is a predicted model, not a curated record. The transcript has 9 exons. NCBI's taxonomy places the organism in Eukaryota, Metazoa, Arthropoda, Arachnida, Ixodida, Ixodidae. The coding region runs from base 72 to 2111 and encodes 679 amino acids.